AUGGAGCUACCAGUGACAGAGCAGGGAAACCGGUACGUGAUCGUGUUCCAAGACUUUCUGACGAAGUGGCCGCUAGUCUUCCCGGCUCCAGACCAGAAGGCUAUUAGGAUCGCUCGUCUCGUUGCUGAGGAAAUCGUACCGCUGUUUGGUGUCCCGGACACCUUGCUGUCUGACCGUGAAGCCAAUCUUCUGGCGCAUGUUAUGAAAGAUGUCUGUGAGCUCCUCGGAGUGAAGAAACUCAACACCACUGCGUACAACCUCCAGUGCGACGGUAUGGUCGAACGUCUGAAUCGUACCCUCAAGACCUAG
Messenger RNA from Geodia barretti, 309 nucleotides. The record is from the annotation of a GenBank genome assembly. NCBI's taxonomy places the organism in Eukaryota, Metazoa, Porifera, Demospongiae, Tetractinellida, Geodiidae.